Messenger RNA from Pocillopora damicornis (cauliflower coral), 1104 nucleotides. RefSeq lists its product as uncharacterized. NCBI's taxonomy places the organism in Eukaryota, Metazoa, Cnidaria, Anthozoa, Scleractinia, Pocilloporidae. The record is from RefSeq and is a predicted model, not a curated record.
AUGAUUCACGAUGGUGUCCUUGUCUGCGUUUCCAUUAAAAACCUGAGAAAAGGUGGCAAACGAGGAGGGAAAUUGUCUCUUUUUGAUGAUUUGCACAGAGGCAAAGCGAAGUUCACCAUUAAGGUUUCUGACAAUUGCAAGUCAUGCUACAAUGUUCGUCUUUUAAAGAUGUAUGUUGAACUCUAUGGAGAUGAAACUCAAAGGGAAAACAACUUUCCAGCAACUGUUUAUCUAAGACUGCGACAUAUGAGUGCCUCGUUUUUUCGAGAUGGAAAUGGAGAAGUGAGAGAAUUCCGACAACAAAACAUGGACGUUUGGAGAAAGUUUGAAUUUGACCGUUUUGCAAUUACAGAUACUGCCAAGUGCCAAGCAGAGAAAAAGAAUGGCAACAAGGAUUCUCUAUACUGCCUGGAGAAAGACGAUGUUCGCUUUCAAGCAAUGUGCUGCCACUACCUUAGUGAUUCCGCCUGUCAGGACGUGCUGCUUGGAGCAGAAGAGUGUCAGAGUCCAUUUGGAUCUUACGAGCUGACUAUACCUGUAGAUGAAGACGUGGAUUGUCGACCAGACAGUUCACAGUUAACAAAUAAGAAUUGCAAAGACUUUGACAGGAGCGUCUACACAAAUAUGAACGUAUGGACACAUUAUUUAUACUGGUCUGACAGAUACCCAACCGGACCGAAUGAUGAGAAAUGCGCUAGUCACUCAAGAGCCAAGUCUAAAAUUUCGGUAUCUGAGCCUUCCCCAGCUUUAGAGCCCGAGGCAUUAAACGUCACAGGAAAUAGAAGACAGAUACUCAAUUAAACGUUUCUGAUAAUUACCAGGAGGAAAAAAGUGAUACUACUUCUCUACUGGUAUUUGAAAAUAAGGGGCAUGGAAAACAAGGAAUCUUUACCAAGGUUUACAGUGGGUGUCCAUCUCACACCUGACCAUCUGAGCAAAUUAGAAUAUUUGUCAAAUGUCAUAAUUUGAUAUAUCGAAAAAAAUAGUUUACGCCGAAUUGGUGUCAAAAGGAGUAAAUGGUUUCACACCGUUUUUUGUGAGAUUCACUAAAAAUUAUAAUGAUUAAAAACAAACUAAUAAAAUAAAAAACACGUUCUUCAUACU